Messenger RNA from Eremothecium cymbalariae DBVPG#7215, 1158 nucleotides. It is a transcript of the gene TAZ1, whose product is annotated as lysophosphatidylcholine acyltransferase. The record is from RefSeq and is a predicted model, not a curated record. Gene Ontology annotation, cellular component: mitochondrial membrane. The coding region runs from base 1 to 1158 and encodes 385 amino acids. Lineage: Eukaryota; Fungi; Ascomycota; Saccharomycetes; Saccharomycetales; Saccharomycetaceae. Gene Ontology annotation, molecular function: 1-acylglycerophosphocholine O-acyltransferase activity. Gene Ontology annotation, biological process: inner mitochondrial membrane organization; cardiolipin acyl-chain remodeling. The transcript has a single exon.
AUGUCACUUCCGGGUGUAUUGAACCGUGGAGAUGAGGUACUAUCUAAUUAUAGUGAAAGGUCUAGACUUUGGAGGUGGGCUUCUCAUGGUACGUGCUUGCUGACUAUUGCAGUCUCUAAAUUAGUGCUUUCUAUGUGCUACAAUGUGGAAUUAUUUAACUUUGAAAAGCUAGAAACAGCACUAGCUAGAACCGUAAAUGAAAACCGAGGGUUAGUGACGAUUAUGAAUCAUAUGUCUGUGGUGGAUGAUCCGUUUUUAUGGGGUGUGUUCCCAUGGCGGAUAUACAAAGAUUUUGAUCAAGUUAGAUGGUGCUUAGGUGCACGCAACAUUUGUUUUCAAAAUAGGUUCUUGUCAACAUUCUUCUCGUUGGGUAAAGUAUUGGCUACUGAUAGAUUUGGUGCGGGACCUUUCCAGGGAUCCAUAGAUGCUUCAAUCAGGCUACUUUCACCUGAUGACACGUUAGAUUUGGAAUGGGAGCCCUACCGGGAAAGAACAAUGAAGGCUCCUGAAUUUGUGCAGUCUAUCAAGAAAGUAUCUUAUGUUUCACCGAUUGCUAGGGAUAAACCUUCUUGGCUACAUGUUUUCCCAGAGGGAUUUGUUUUGCAGUUGCAAGCGCCGCAUUCCAAUUCGAUGAGGUAUUUUAAGUGGGGUGUUGCUAGAAUGGUUUUAGAAAGUACCAAGGCCCCAAUUAUCGUUCCAAUAUUUGGUACUGGGUUUGAGAAAAUAGCACCAGAAUCUGCUGCGGAUACAGUAGUAGAAAGAUAUUUGCCAAGGAAUUUUGGAGCUGAAAUAAAAAUUACUGUGGGAGACCCAAUUGACGAUGGUAUUAUUGAAAAAUAUAGGGAAGAGUGGAGAAGACUUCUUGAAAAGUAUCAUGAUCCAAAGAAUCCCACCGAUUUAACCCCAGAGCUGCGUACUGGAAAGGAGGCUGAGGAUUUGCGGUCUCGAUUAGCUGCAGAAUUGAGGGAACAUGUCGCGAAAAUUCGACAUCAAGAAUGCAAGCUUCCUCAAGAGGAUACGAGAUUCAAGUCACCCGAGUGGUGGAGACGUUAUACUGAAACGGAAGGUGCAUCUGCGCAGGAUGUAAAGUUUAUUGGCAAGAAUUGGGCAAUACGGAGAUUACAGGCCAGCUGUAAAGACGAAGACAAAAAAAGUUGA